Colossoma macropomum (tambaqui) is the source of this 1276-nucleotide messenger RNA. It is a transcript of the gene trmt10a, whose product is annotated as tRNA methyltransferase 10A. Gene Ontology annotation, molecular function: tRNA binding. The transcript is spliced from 8 exons. Bases 62 to 1030 code for a protein of 322 amino acids. Gene Ontology annotation, biological process: tRNA N1-guanine methylation. Lineage: Eukaryota; Metazoa; Chordata; Actinopteri; Characiformes; Serrasalmidae. The record is from RefSeq and is a predicted model, not a curated record. Gene Ontology annotation, cellular component: cytosol; nucleus; nucleoplasm.
CGCAGCAGCGGGACCACGCGCUGCACAGCAGUCUGGAUGAAAAUAAGGAGUGGCCAGAAGCAUGGCCUCUGAUGCAGUCACUGUGCCUGCAACGCAGGAUGACAACAGAGAUCCCCAAGCUAAUGGAACCAAGCAGGAGGUCCAGAGUGGAGAAACUGAGACACUGUCAAAGAGGCAGAGAAAGAGGCUUCUCAAACAGCAGCAAUGGGAAGAACAGAGAGACCUACGCAAGCAGAAGCGCAAGGAGAGGAAACAGCAGAGGAAGUUGGAGAGACAGACACAGGCUGAGGAUGGACCUGAGUAUGCAAGCAGAAAGCGUCUGCGCAGAGAAGCAGAGCCCAGUCCUCUCCGCCUGGUCAUAGACUGCAGCUUUGACAACCUCAUGGUGCUAAAGGAUGUAAAGAAACUCCACAAGCAGAUCCAGAGGUGCUAUGCGGAGAACAGACGCGCUGUGCACCGGGUGCAGUUUUAUAUAACAAGCCAUGGUGGGCAGUUGAAACAAAACAUGGAUGAAAUUAAUCAAGGCUGGGUGAACUGGAAGGAUGUCCAUAUCAAGCCUGAGCACUUUCAUGAAGUCUUAAACAAAGAGGAUCUGGUGUACCUGACCUCUGAUUCGCCCAAUGUACUGCAGGAGCUGGAUGAGAACAAAGCCUACGUGAUUGGAGGCCUAGUGGACCACAACCACCAUAAGGGGAUCACUUUUGAUCGUGCCAAAGAGCUUGGAAUUGCUCAUGCUCAACUCCCACUGGGCAGUUUUGUGAAGAUGAACAGCCGCAAAGUGCUUGCCGUCAACCACGUGUUUGAGAUUUUGCUGGCGUAUCUGGAGAAACGGGACUGGAAGGAGGCGUUCUUCACUGUCCUGCCCCAGCGGAAAGGGGCUGUACCUGUAGGCCAAGAAGACAUGCAGGAGCAGGGCAAUGAUGAGGAGGAGGAAGACUCUGAUAGAGACUCGGGCACAUGUGAGCCAGUCACAGAAAAGAGCGAAGAUACAAAGGACCGAUCAAAUGAUCAGCAAAAAGAUGCAUCUUAGCUGAACCAGUCAGAUUCAUGUGGACUGUAGAACAGAAAGAAAUGACCUCAUAAUUACCUUUUUUUUUUGUUAAUUAAUUUAUUUUUUAUAAAAUUUGCCUUGGCAGUUUUUACUUUGUUGCUCACUCAUGCCUAAGUUAUGGAUAAUACCAUGCAAAUUGGGGAUGACAUUUUUGUUUCAGCAAUCACAGUUGAGAUCAUAGCAUGUCUCGCUAUCAUUAAAGUUACCUGACAUGCAGUACUCAUA